Messenger RNA from Eleginops maclovinus (Patagonian blennie), 4248 nucleotides. RefSeq names its product leucine rich repeat containing 8 VRAC subunit Da (gene lrrc8da). Bases 329 to 2884 code for a protein of 851 amino acids. Lineage: Eukaryota; Metazoa; Chordata; Actinopteri; Perciformes; Eleginopidae. Gene Ontology annotation, molecular function: protein binding. The transcript has 2 exons. The record is from RefSeq and is a predicted model, not a curated record.
AGCAGCGGUCUGAGCGGCUCCAUGUUGGAUCUGGCUGCUCUCAGAAAUACAUUGGAGCUCUGUCAGUCCGUCUGUCUGCGCGUAUUGUCUGACACACGGCCGGGCAGCCGGCUCUGCUCCCCGGGCUCAGGUAGAAGGGAUGUAGCCGACAGACCGCGCUGUCACCAACAAAUGUUCCUCGGAGCUUUUUGUUCCACAAAACCGGCGUCAUUCCCGCACUUGUGAGCUUGGCUGAGAAACCAGGUUAGAGGCGCACCUGAACAACGGAGCGAAAAGUGGCAUGCAGGCGGAGGAAGAAAUAAUUGGAUUGAGAUAACGCCUCGCAGGCAUGAUGUUCACGCUCACUGAGGUUGCGUCCCUGAAUGACAUCCAGCCGACGUACCGCAUCCUGAAGCCAUGGUGGGACGUCUUUAUGGACUACCUGGGACUGGUCAUGCUCAUGCUGGCCAUAUUCGCCAUGACCAUGCAGAUCACCAAGGACCAGGUGGCUUGCCUUCCGUGUCUGGAGGAACCGGACGAGGCUUCGGGGGUGAAGCCUAAUUCGUUCACGCAGUCGAGCACACAGAACCAGGCCUCAGCAGCAGCCCCCGUAGCAACAUCCCACCCACUAGUCACUAAGGACAUGCCGGACGAUAUUGUCCACGAGAUCCACGUCUCACACCAACACACCCCAGUGGCGGCAGGGAAAUACCUUAAUCAACCUGAACCCACAGGGGUCAGGACCAACCUGGACUACCAACAAUAUAUCUUCAUCAACCAAAUAUGUUACCAUGUUGCCUUGCCCUGGUAUUCCAAGUACUUUCCUUACCUCACCCUCAUCCACACCAUUGUUCUCAUGGUCAGUAGCAACUUCUGGUUCAAAUACCCCAAAACCAGCUCAAAGAUUGAGCACUUUGUUUCAAUUCUAGGUAGAUGUUUUGAGUCUCCCUGGACUACGAAGGCUUUGUCUGAGACAGCUUGUGAGGACUCUGAGGAGAACAAACAGCGGUUGACAGGCACCUCCGUAGCCCAGAAACGUGUAUCUUUAGAGGGGAAAGAAGAAAGCACAAAUGUGAACUCCUCCACACCCAUGCUUGGGGUGAAGUUCUCCGCAGAUAAGCCCAUCGCGGAGGUCCCAAGCAGUAUGACAAUCCUGGACAAAAAAGACGGGGAGCAGGCCAAAGCCCUGUUUGAGAAAGUACGGAAGUUCCGAGCUCAUGUGGAGGACAGUGACUUUAUCUACAAGCUUUAUGUAGCGCAGACUGUUGUCAAAACGGUCAAGUUUAUUUUGAUAUUAUCCUACACUUCUACGUUUUUGGCUAAAAUUAAUUUUAAGCACGAUUGUGAACCUGAUAUUAAGCAGCUAACGGGAUACGGAAAGUUCUUUUGUACGCACAACAUGGCUUUCAUGCUGAACAAGCUGCUCAUUAGCUACAUGGCUUUAAUCUUGAUCUAUGGGAUGGCCUGCUUGUACUCUCUCUUCUGGGUGUUUCGACGGCCGCUCAAAGAGUACUCGUUCGAGAAGGUCCGCGAAGAGAGCAGCUUUAGUGACAUUCCUGACGUCAAAAAUGACUUUGCAUUCCUCUUACACAUGGUUGACCAGUAUGACCAACUCUACUCCAAACGCUUCGGGGUCUUCUUGUCCGAGGUCAGUGAAAACAAGCUUAGGGAGAUCAGCCUUAAUCAUGAGUGGACCUUUGAAAAGCUGAGGCAGCUUGUGAUCCGUAAUGCAAUGGACCAGCAGGAACUGCACCUUUUCAUGCUCUCUGGUCUUCCCAAUGCCGUGUUUGACCUCACGGACCUGGAAGUGCUGAAACUGGAGCUCAUUCCUGAGGUGAGAUUCUCGGCCAAGGUCUCCCAAAUGACCAGUCUGCUGGAGCUUCAUCUCCUGCACUGUCCGGCCAAAGUAGAGCAGAACGGCUUUGCUUUCCUCCGGGAUCAUCUCCGCUGCCUUCACGUCAAGUUCACUGAUGUUGCCGAGAUUCCGGGCUGGGUGUACUUGCUGAGGAGUUUGAGGGAGCUCAACCUCAUCGGCAACUUGAGCUCGGAAAAUAACAAGAUGAUUGGGCUGGAGUCCAUGCGAGAUCUGAGGCAUUUAAAGACAUUAUGCUUGAAGAGCAACCUCACAAAAAUGCCCACAAACAUCACAGAGCUUUCCCCGCAUCUGAUUAAGCUAGUGGUGCACAAUGAUGGUACUAAACUUGUGGUACUGAAUAGUCUGAAAAAGAUGACAAAUCUAAUUGAACUGGAGCUGCACACGUGCGAACUUGAGAGGAUUCCCCACGCUAUUUUCAGCUUGAACAACCUGCAGGAGCUUGACCUGAAAUCAAACAACAUCCGAACCAUAGAGGAGAUCAUCAGCUUCCAGCACCUCAAAAGGCUGACGUGCCUCAAACUUUGGCACAAUAAAAUCAUCACCAUCCCUUCCUCCAUCGGCCAGGUCAAGUCUCUGGAGUCUCUCCACCUGUCCCACAAUAAACUGGAGUCCCUGCCCCCGGCCCUGUUCACGCUCCCUAAGCUGCGGCACUUGGACGUGGGCCACAACUCCAUCACAGUGCUCCCUCCGGACGUGGGCCUCCUCCACAAUCUCCAGCACUUAGCCAUCAACUCCAACAAGCUGGAGGUGCUGCCCAAGCCUCUGUUCAGAUGCACCAAGCUCAAGGCGCUGUGUUUGGGGAACAACGCGCUCACCGUGCUGCCGGAGACGGUGGGUCAGCUGGUGCAGCUCAAUCAGCUGGAGCUGAGAGGAAACUGCCUAGACAGACUGCCUGUGCAGCUGGGAAACUGCCGCCUGCUGCGUAAAAGCGGCCUCGUGGUGGAGGACCAUCUCUUUGACGCACUGCCUGUAGAAGUGAAGGAGAACAUCAGCAGGGAGAACAACGUGUCGUUUACCAGUGGCUUAUAGCACACAAAGCAUGACAAGCUUGCAUAAUGGAUGUACGAGUAGACUCUUAAGGAGGGUUCACACCGGACGUGAAGCAAAUUAUUUAUGCGUCGUGCUUACAUGUGACGUCAAGGAAAAGAUGCAGAAAGGCGCAAAUUAUUUGCCUGCUGUGCAAAAGCAUUAAUACAUGUUUUUUCUAAUCAAUAUCAGUACAUAGUUAUUACUGCAUAAUUUUGACAAAUGUAUUUCAACAUAUCAUAUACCCAACUACGGUGUAGUUAUGUAAUGAAUGAAAAAUAAAAUCAGUGCAAAAUAUGUUCGUUUUGAUAUCUACAUAAAGAUAAGCCCCGCCUCCUCGCCAGCUGUCUAGUUUAGUUUAGGACGUGUGACGCUAGUAAACACAAAUGAUGCCGUGGUCAAACUUGCAAAAGGAACGUGAUGCCAUUCUUCGCUUUACGUCCGGUGUGAACGCACCAUUAUUGUAAUAACAAUGAAAAUGCAUUUUCUUGAUUAUUUUAAUGAGUUGUCUUAUAUAUAUAAAAUGGUACAGAAUGAUUUUCUUGUUGCUGAGUAUGUAAUUCAGCAACUUUAUUGGCAUUAUGCUUUUUUUUCAUAGCUUUAAGUAAUAAAACAUUUUGCUUCUGUAUGUUAUACUCUCUAGACCAAAACUGUUCACUCCAAUGACACAGUAUGUAGAUUUAUAAUUAUGGUUUUAGGUACUCAGGUAUAAUUGUAACCAUGGGGAACAAUCUUUUUGCCUUAACUGCUGCUACUUUUUUUUUUUUUAACAGUGAGGGCUUUCACAAACAAAAAGGCCAAAAAUGAAUAUUUCAUGUUUUCUUGUCAGUUUUUCAUUACAAGACACUUCUAUGUAAGGGGACAAAUGAAACACUUUUUUCUUAGCAGUUGUUUGAAAUCAUGUAACCUUUUUUUUCCUCCAUGUCUUGUAGCCAACCGAUUGAGUUUAGAGUUGUGAAACUCAGGUGGAGACUAAGCACCAGAAUUGACCCUUUACCUUACUUUUGUAGAGAUUGUAUACUAAAGGCUUAUAGUAAUUCAUUUGCACAUUGAAAACUUAAUGAUUUAAAGAUCAGUGAAUGUCCUUUCUGAUAACGUGUACCAAGACCAACGUGACCUGAUAAAGGGAACUCUGUUGACUGUCUUUUUUAAUCAUGCUUUGAAAUUUGAAAUGUGUAAUAAAAUCUGCACCCAGGUAAAACUGAUUAUUUAACAGAUUGUUGUAAUGACGUCAAACAAUGACUGCCUUUAAUGUAUUUCUGCGUACACUAUAUAUACAGUAUUUAUUCUUCAGUGCUGCUGUACCACCUUUGAGAUCUUGCUCAAAGUUCACACCUUUUAUGGCACAAUAAAACAAGAUUUUAGAA